This is a messenger RNA of Leptopilina boulardi, 1518 nucleotides long. RefSeq names its product F-box only protein 22-like. Lineage: Eukaryota; Metazoa; Arthropoda; Insecta; Hymenoptera; Figitidae. Gene Ontology annotation, biological process: positive regulation of proteasomal ubiquitin-dependent protein catabolic process; protein polyubiquitination. Gene Ontology annotation, molecular function: protein binding. The coding region runs from base 113 to 1249 and encodes 378 amino acids. The record is from RefSeq and is a predicted model, not a curated record. The transcript has 4 exons.
UUCAAGUCAUGCUAUAUAUAUGUAUACAGUUUACAACUUAUAUAUAGCUAAGUUAAAUUUUAUAGUAAACAAUUGUAAAACAACAAAUUAACUCAGUGGAUUUGUUUAAAAAAUGGAUGAACAGCCAGCUAAAAAGUUAUGUAGCGUCAAAGAUGAUAAAUCCAAAAAAAUUAAAAGUGCAAGUGAAAAAAUAAGUUCUAAAAUUCAAGAUCUAACCUAUGAUGUUCUCAGGAUUAUUUUCAAUUUUUUAAAUGGAAAAGACUUGUCAGCUGCAGCAAUGGUUUGCAGAUGCUGGCGUGACGCGGCAAUAAGCGAAUUUAAAACAAGAGGCCCCGAAUAUUUAUGUAAAUCUUUAGAAAAAAAUAAUGCUCCUUGUGAUAAUUAUUUGGACAAAAGUAUUGCUAAGAAUUUACGAAUAAAACCAAUGUUGGGACUUAUAUUUACCGGCGAUGUGGAAAAUAGAUUAUUUGAUUCUAUGAAAGGUCACGUUGCAGAUUGUUAUUGUUCUCAAUUACCAACAUCAUGUGAAACUGUUAUGUUACGUACUUGUGAUACAAUAUCCAGUGAUCUCGUCUUAAGCAAAAAUGACGCUGUUUGUGUAUUUUUUCCAACUAUUUCCAAAGUUAAAGUCAAUACUUUCUCGCUGGACGAUUUAAAUAAAUUGGAAAAGGACAAAGUUCUCGAUUGGAUACAUAGUUGCUCGGAUUUUGGUAGUAAUGAAAAAUCUAAAUGCAUAAUGGUAUUCUCUGACUGUGAUGGUUAUAAACAUGCGAUAAAAAUGUUGAGAACAAUUAAAUGCAAAUAUCCUAAACAAAAAUUAUCUCUAAUUGGCGGUAUUGUUAAAGAUAUUGUUUAUUGUAAGCGUACAACUGAUAUGGAAUUUUGUAAAAAAUCUUCAACUGUAACAGUAGUGACAUUAUCGGGUCCAGGAAUUCAUACAUGGUCUGUAAUUAUGCCAAAAAAAUGUUACGAUGAGAUGGAAAUUGAGGAAAAACUCAAAGUUCUCCGUGAGAAUAUACAAUUGAAAAAGUUUACAAUGGGUUUUAUAUUUUCUUGUGUUGCACGUCUUGAAAAUAAAAAAAUGGAAACACGAGUAUUUAAGAAGAUUUUUCCCGAGAUUCCACUUGCCGGUGGUUUUGGAGAUGGUGAAUUUGGUGAAAAUACGAUACAAACUUUAUCACCGAAAAAAGGCAAAGCAUCACGAUCUUAUGAAUUUUCAACAGUAUUCAUGAUUUUAACAUACGGUUAAUUGUUGUUGAAAUAAAUUGUAAUUAAAAAUUUUCUAUUUGCAAAGAAGAAAACUACGAAAUUUGUAAUAAUUUACGAAACAUAAAUAUAUAUUAUAAUGUUAUUAUUAUAAUUUUUAUAUACGAAUUAUCUCAAAAUUGGAGACUCGUCUUUCAAAUUAUUAGCUAUAAGUUUCUCGUGACGUACGAAUUAAGAUAGAUUUAAAUAUUAUACAAGAACUGAUAAUUUUGUAUUAUAAUCUUUUAAUAUAUAUAUAUAUAUAUAUAUAUA